Molecule: messenger RNA, 1683 nt
Organism: Linnemannia hyalina
Lineage: Eukaryota; Fungi; Mortierellomycota; Mortierellomycetes; Mortierellales; Mortierellaceae
Source: the annotation of a GenBank genome assembly
AUGGCAGCAAACACACUCACACUCUUCUGUCUCAUCAGCGGCAACUCCACGUCAUGCGCCUUCCCUCUCCAUCUGUCUGCUGGCGACACAAUCGGUGCACUCAAGAAAGCGAUCAUCGGAAAGAACCCAGGCGCCUUUGAGGACAUCGACGCCAAGGACUUGGUGUUCUGGCGAGCCACGAUCCCCGCCAACGAGAAUGCAGGAGACGAGCGCGUCAUCAAGCUUGAUGACUUGGACGACAAGACAAAGCUUGAUAACCCAAGGACAUGCCUCGCCAAGCUCUUCCCAGAGACCCCUGACGACAACACAUACAUCGUUGUCGAGCGACCCAAAGCCACAAGCACGCCACACACGCUCGAGUUGAAAGCGAAGAUGGAGGAGCUGCUGAUGGAGAUCGAGGACCUGCGUAGGGCCAAGGGCACCUUCACACUCAACGUUGUCGUGCGACCCAACCGCACCGAGAGCUUUCCAUGGACGACAGACACCGACACGGCAACCAUCAGCAAGCUUGAGAAAGCCAUCUACGCCGUGUAUCCGGACAAGGAGGAUGACGAGGCUGUGCUGGCGGUUAUCCAUCCACGCGGGAUCUCUGAAGGCACCGAAUACCCCAGUGACGAUGCACACUUUCGCGACAUCAUCCAGCUGUACCGGAGGACCAACAUCAAGACGUUCACGGUAGCUCUGGAGACGCCGACCAAGAAGUACACAGACUUCACACUCAAGGAGGUCAACAGCCUGUACGGGAUCUCGAACAUGGAAACACCAACCAUGUCUGACUUACCACCCUUCACUGGCAUCUCGACAGAGCCACUCCACUCCAAAGAGCACAAGGAGUCGCUACGGAGACUGCUUGAUGAGCUCGACUCCAGGAUACGGGCGAUCCCUUCAGAUACCUUCGCCAACGAAGCCACAUGCUCUGCCUAUGUGUGCUCGUUCCUCACGCAAGCCGUCCUGAUCUUCAAUGGCGAGCUGACACUCGCACCUGGGAGACCGCUUCGAGGCAGACACGGGCAUGGCAAGGUCGACUAUGCUAUCGAGGCUCUUGCCAAGGAUGGUUCGAGACAUGUACUGGGCGUCACAGAGGUCAAGCAUGAGGAGUAUCGCAAGGGGUUGGCGCAGAACCUAGUGCAGCUGGAGUCGUCGUUGACGGCGAGGAAGCGCAAGCGCAGCUGUGAUGACAACGGAGAUGAAGAGCGAGAGGAGGACAGCUCCGUUCCCAUGAGAGCAUAUGGCAUCGUCACCGACGCCACCUUCUGGUUCUUUGUGGAGUGCACUAUCGAUCCGUCGCAAGACUCUGGAGACUGCCCCAAGUUCAGGAUCUCGAGGCUGGAUGAAAUUGUUAACUACAAAAAGAGUACCUGGAGAGAAGAGGCCGCGUCUAUACUAGGCCAGAUCGUGUGGCUCAUGAGAAAGAUGCACUCUGAUAUCCCAGGACGCGAGCUCCAGCUCAAAAAGCAGAAGUUUACCACGUCUGGGCAGUCGUCUCCACCAACAGGCAACAUCCUCUCGGAGGCAGUGAUGGAUAACCAUGAUGGUAGCGACAGCGAUAAUGAUGGCAGUGACGAUGGCAGUAACGAUGAGGACGUUGAGGUCCAUGGUACGGAUCUUCGGGAUGAUGAUAUCGAGGAUGAUGGUCAAGUGUACAUUGACUAUCCAUGGCGCAAGUUUGAAAGCCUAGCUUAG